GACUCGGAAAGUUUGCCCCAUAGUUUCCAGCAGGCAAACUGCGCUUGGCUAGCGGCUCUUGUCGCGAAGUGUUCGCCGCGAUGGACCGGCAGACCCAUUUUGGAUCGACGACCGGGCAUGUCGCAUUCCCCGGCGCCCAUGUUGAAACGGGAGGGACGCUCAACGUAACUGUUUCGGACACCCGCCCAACACCGACCACAGCACGGCCGAGUUUCGUCUUCCCUUUCGAACAAAACAAGGACUUCAUCGACCGGCCCGAUGUCGUCGCCAGCCUUGACGCUCUGCUCCCUCCCGUCGACGAAUACCAGAGCGCUGCUCUUUGGGGUCUGGGGGGGUCCGGGAAAACGCAAAUAGCACUCGAGUUUGCGUACAGCCGUUUCCAUCAGACGAACUGCGCCGUCUACUGGGUCCACGCAGACAACGAGGCGACGUUCACGCAAGACUACGAAGCCCUUGCAAGAAAAGCCGGGCUUGACAAGAAGGGCAAGGACUUGCUUCAUGCCGUGCGCGGUUGGAUAGAGGCGCAGCCUCGCUGGCUUCUCGUUGUCGACAACGCGGACGACAUCAGCAUUUUUGGUGUUGGUUCAGACUCGGGAUCUACGAGGGACAACGGAAACCCGACCGAGGAGACUUGCCUCUACGAUUACAUACCCCGGGGCCCCGUUGGAACUGUGCUUUGGACCACUCGCGACGAAAGGCUCGUGGGCAGUCUUGUGGGUGUUCGACAGGGACUGCAAGUCGGUCGGAUGACGGCUGGCGAGGCCACGGCACUCUUUGAGAGCACGAGAGGAAAUGAUGUCCUCAACGACGAAAAGGAUUCCGUCUCCGAGUUGUUGACAAAGCUGGACUAUCUUCCUCUGGCUGUAUCGCAGGCCGCGGCGUACAUCCGCCGGUUGUCCGUACCGAUAGCGCAGUACUUAUCGAGGCUGGAUGAAGUAAAAAAAAGGUGGAAGAUCUUGCAGAAGUCAGAACACGACCGACAUCGCAGACCUGCCGUCCCGAACAGCAUUCUUCAGACAUGGAGCAUUUCGAUGGACCACCUCAAAAAGAAGGACCACACAGCAUACAACCUCCUUCUCACCCUCGCCUACGUCCACAAUGAGAACAUUCCCGAAAGUUUCAUCCAUGCAGCGGCAAGAUCGUGCCGCGCCAACAUCGGACAAAGCACAAGCAGUCCGACCUCGCCCACAGAGAGUGACGAUGAAUCGGAUGACGAUGAUGACGCCGCCGCUACUGCUGUGGUUCGGUUGAGGGAGUUCUCGUUCCUAUCCGCGCGGAAGCCCCAAGAAACCGGUCAGACUUACGAGAUGCACGGGCUUGUACAGGACGCCGCUCGAUAUGCCCUGAGCCGGAAAACGCGCCGAGAGGAGGCCGCGCGGUUUUCCAAGAUAGCCCUACUUCUCAUAUCAGACCUCUUUCCCUCGAAUCCGAAGGAGACCUGGGAAGAAUACGAGUUAUGGCUUCCUCAUGCGCUGCAGAGCAGUGAGUGGGCUGAGGUUUGCGAAGCGGAUGCAAAUCAAGAAAUUGCGGCUCUUCUGAUGAAAGUCAAUGACUACCUCUUGAAUCGCGGCCGAUACAACGAAAUGCUGGCUAUUACUCGAAAAGCAUACUUGUUUGGGCGGGCCUCACUGGGGGUGACGCACCCUAUCACACUGCUAAACAUGAACAAACUUGCAGAGCUGUAUGCCAUUCAAAAACGAUACGAGGAUGCAGAAGAGGUUGCAUUAGAAGCCGUCGAACUAACCCAGCAGGCUUUUGGCAUGAGGCAUCGCACAACUCUCACUGCGAUGACAAGACUUGCAGCAUUCCUCAAAAAUGGCAACAAGCUCGACGAUGCAGAGAAGAUCCUGACGGAAGUGUUAAAGCCAAGAACUCUGCUUCAAUCUCUUGAAGAAAUCAGCUUGGACACAGCCCAGUUCCAGGCCAUGGUUCAACUUGCGUUAGUAUACCACAGGCAAGGGAAAUAUAACGUCGCAGAGCAAAUCCAGAUAAAAUUGCUCAGAUUCCAAGAGGACUUCCUUGGCAAGAAGGAUCUAGAGACAAUGAGUACUAUGGCUCGACUUGCAAAAACAUACAGCUCUCAAGGAAAGUACCCAGAGGCAGAAACGAUAAUGGCAGAGGUCUUAGAGCUAGAGAUUGAGAUCAACGGUAAAAUGAAUAUCGGCACAAUCUUCACCAUGCUUCAACUUGCGCAAACAUACAACGCCCAGGGGAAACAUGAAGAUGCGGAGCAUCUUCUGGUUGAAGCGCUGAAGUUGCGAGAGGAUAUCAGUGGCAAGAAGCAUCAGGGCAACAUCUGGCUUAAGUCAAUACUUUCGGAAGCGUACACCGCUCAGGGAAAGCACAAUGAUGCAGAGCAUCAUCUACUGGAAGCGCUGAAGCUACAAGAGGAUAUAUUUGGUAAGAAUGAUAAGAACUACCUCGCUCUUAGGUUUGCACUUUCAGCGACGUGCACCGCGCAGGGAAAGCACAAUGAUGCAGAGCGUCAUCUGGUGGAAGCGCUGAAGCUACAUGAGGAUAUAUUUGGUAAGAAUGAUAAGAACUACCUCGCUCUUAGGUUUGCACUUUCAGCGACGUGCACCGCGCAGGGAAAGCACAAUGAUGCAGAGCGUCAUACAGUGGAAGCGCUGAAGCUAUAUGGGGAUCUCUUUGGCAAAUGGGAACCAACCACAACCCAGACGAUAGUCGACCUCACGAGAGCAGACCAAGCCCAGGAAACGGUCGACGGAGACGACGAGAAUAGGCAAAGGUAG
This is a messenger RNA of Colletotrichum destructivum, 2753 nucleotides long. RefSeq names its product Putative tetratricopeptide-like helical domain superfamily, malT-like TPR region. Bases 81 to 2753 code for a protein of 890 amino acids. Gene Ontology annotation, molecular function: protein binding. The record is from RefSeq and is a predicted model, not a curated record. NCBI's taxonomy places the organism in Eukaryota, Fungi, Ascomycota, Sordariomycetes, Glomerellales, Glomerellaceae. The transcript is spliced from 3 exons.